AUGGACAACGUCACCGGCAACAACACUUCAGCUCCGCUUUGGAGUGAGGGGACACUCCUCAGCCUUCAGAUCUCCCUGUAUGUUCUGUUAGCCGUCGUCACGCUGGCCACUGCUCUCUCCAAUGCUUUUGUCAUCGCCACCAUCUUUCUGACCAGGAAGCUCCACACGCCUGCCAACUUCCUGAUAGGUUCUCUGGCCAUCACAGACUUGCUAGUGUCUAUUCUAGUUAUGCCAAUAAGCAUUGUGUACACUGUAACCAAAACCUGGUCACUGGGGCAGAUUGUUUGCGACAUCUGGCUCUCGUCUGACAUCACCUUCUGCACGGCCUCCAUUUUGCACCUGUGCGUCAUCGCGUUGGACCGCUACUGGGCCAUCACAGAUGCGCUGGAGUACUCAAAACACCGCACCGUGCGCAGAGCAGGGAUGAUGGUCGGGGUGGUAUGGGUGAUCUCUAUUUCUAUUUCUCUGCCUCCACUUUUCUGGCGGCAGGCCCAAGCGCAGGGAGAACUGAAAGAGUGUGUUGUAAAUACAGAAAAGAUCUCUUACACCCUUUAUUCCACCUUCGGCGCCUUCUACGUUCCCACAGUGCUCCUCAUCAUCCUCUACGGACGGAUUUAUGUCGCCGCCCGAUCUCGCAUUUUUAAGACUCCGUCGUCUGGGAAGAGAUUCACCACAGCGCAGCUCAUCCAGACCUCUGCGGGCUCCUCUCUCUGUUCUCUUAAUUCUGCCUCCCACCAGGAUGCACACCUACACUCUGCCAGUGCAGGAGGUGGUGGUGGUGGGGGAGGAGGCUCGCCUGUCUUCAUGAAUAGUGUGAAAGUGAAGCUGGCAGACAGCGUGCUGGAGAGGAAACGUCUGUGCGCUGCACGGGAAAGGAAAGCCACCAAGACGUUGGGCAUCAUCCUGGGUGCAUUCAUUGUCUGCUGGCUCCCGUUUUUUGUCUGCACGCUCGUGAACGCUAUCUGCACGACGUGCUGGUUCAGUUCUGUACUCUUUGAUCUCUUCACCUGGCUGGGGUACCUAAACUCGCUGAUUAACCCCAUCAUCUACACGGCCUUCAACGAUGAUUUCAAGCAGGCUUUCCAAAAGCUCAUCAAAUGCAGAUCCAGUUUCUGAAAAUCAAAACUGACAUUUUGGAUUCUGCUUAAUUUUAGGAGAUGAUAGAAGUAACGUAUAAUU
Molecule: messenger RNA, 1179 nt
Organism: Nematolebias whitei (Rio pearlfish)
Lineage: Eukaryota; Metazoa; Chordata; Actinopteri; Cyprinodontiformes; Rivulidae
Gene: htr1d
Product: 5-hydroxytryptamine (serotonin) receptor 1D, G protein-coupled
Exons: 1
Coding region: 1-1116 (371 amino acids)
Biological process (GO): regulation of locomotion; G protein-coupled receptor signaling pathway, coupled to cyclic nucleotide second messenger; vasoconstriction
Cellular component (GO): dendrite; plasma membrane
Molecular function (GO): G protein-coupled serotonin receptor activity; neurotransmitter receptor activity
Source: RefSeq, a predicted model, not a curated record